GAACAUGUAAUGUUAAUGUUAUAUUCGUUUAGCUGCGGGUUGCAUCUAGAAGAUAGAAGAAAUCAAAGUGGCUGGUGUAGCGCUGUGCUCCUCACUGCAGGCAUAAUGUCCACUACAUUCAUUCCGCGCUUUUAGUUUGAAAGUCCACCCGGAAGUCGUCGGUGUAACAGCUGUAACUUGGUGACCGUGCGCUCUGCUCCGGGACCGCGCUGCUUUGUGAGGAGGCUGAGAGCUCCAGUCAGAGUCCCAGCAGCGGAGCCGAGCUCAGGGCGCCAGGAUGAGGCUGUGAAUCUUUCCCCGCAGCUCCAGGACUUUCCUCUCACAUCCCAACUCUUUGUCCCGCAGAGAGCGAGCUUUUCCACCGGCCUUUCUCUAAAAACUACCGGCGGACGGGGGCUGCUUGCCACUCGCAGCCGCUUCCCAUCACCUGCGCGUUGCUUUUGUGCGGCGCGGACCGAGACGGGGACUUUGGAAAGCGGUGAGCGGCAGAGGAAAAGUUGGCCCGCGGGAUGUCUGGACUUCGGCGUUCAUCCUGCAGCGCCUAGGAUGCUGCCUGAGGAGUUUGAUGCUGCGUGCGCAGGUUUCUUCUCCACAUAGACUGGAGCGCAUCGGUACUCCUUUAGGAUCGGCUCUCUGCUGCCGCUGCUGCCGCUGCAGAACGGCCGUGUGCGCGUCCCCCGGUGCGCCCGCUCCGCUCCGCGCUGCUCCGCUCUGAGGACGGCCAGCAGCUCUGUCCACCUAUGAAGAAUCUCAGCCCACAAUGGAGAGCAGCCUGAUUCUGGUUCCUGUACUCCUUCUGUUUGCUCUGGAAACUUUGGCAUCUGGAUCUCGUCCCAGGUUAGAGGAUGCUGCUCCUCGGAUCAUCGAGCAUCCGUCUGAUUUAAUCGUGUCCAAGGGAGAACCAGCCACACUCAACUGUAAGGCCGAGGGGCGGCCCACGCCCACAGUAGAGUGGUACAAAGAUGGCGAGCGGGUGGAGACGGAUCGGGAGGACCCUCGAUCCCACCGCAUGCUGCUGCCCAGCGGCUCCCUCUUCUUCCUCAGAAUUGUGCACGGAAGGAGGAGCAAACCCGACGAAGGCGUUUAUGUGUGUUUGGCACGCAACUACCUGGGCGAGGCCAUCAGUCGCAACGCAUCGCUGGAGGUGGCCAUUCUGAGAGAUGACUUCCGUCAGACGCCUAGUGAUGUGGUGGUAGCAGCAGGUGAGCCCGCUGUCAUGGAGUGUAUUCCCCCCAGAGGCCAUCCUGAACCCACCAUCUCCUGGAAGAGAAACAACAUCCGAGUCAAUGAUCGAGAUGAAAGGAUUACUAUGCGAGGAGGAAAGCUGAUGAUUUCAAACACCAGAAAGAGUGAUGCUGGCAUGUAUGUUUGUGUGGGAACAAACAUGGUUGGCGAGAAAGACAGUGAUCCAGCUGAACUAGUCGUAUUUGAGAGGCCCGUCUUCACCAAACAACCUGUGAACCAGGUCGUGUUGGCAGAUGAUACGGUGGAGUUCUUCUGCGAGGUACAUGGAGAUCCCCCUCCCACUGUCCGCUGGCGGAGGGAAGAGGGAGAGUUGCCCCGGGCCAGAUUCGAGAUCCGCAGCGACAACAGCCUGCGUCUGAGCCAGGUGCGAGCCGAGGAUGAGGGCACCUAUACCUGCGUGUCAGAGAACAGCGUGGGCAAAGCCGAGGCCUCAGGAACCCUCCAGGUGCAUGUCGGCCUCUCAUUGCCUCCUCAGAUCGUCGUCCGGCCACGCGACCAAAUCACAGCUCCGGGUCGGACCGUAACCUUCCUCUGCGGUACCAAGGGAAACCCUCCACCUGCAGUCUUCUGGCAAAAAGAAGGCAGCCAGAUCCUGCUGUUCCCCAUCCAAGAGCCUUCUCAGUCAAGUCGUUUCUCUGUGUCUCUGAGCGGUGAGCUCACCAUCACUGAUGUGCAAGUUGAAGACUCUGGCUACUACAUCUGCCAGGCCAUCAGUGUGGCUGGCAGCAUCCUGACUAAAGCCCUGCUGGAGGUGGAGAGUGCACCCUCAGACAGGGUCCCUCCCAUUAUCCGCCAGGGGCCAGGCAAUCAUACCCUAGCCCCUGGUUCCACUGCUCAGCUGCACUGCCACGUCAUGGGCAACCCCAUCCCUAGCAUUCAAUGGGAGAAGGAUGGGCAGAGGAUUCUGGGAAACGACGGUCGAAUAACCCUGAUCGAAAAUGGCACCUUUCAAAUUACCCGCCUCCAGGAAACGGAUGCUGGAGUUUACACCUGCCUGGCUUCCAGCUCCAGUGGAGAGACGAGUUGGAGUGGAGUGCUCACAGUCAAAGAGAGCGCCGACCCGCUGGUCGCUCAGGCCACAGAGCCCUUCCAGCUGCCGGGCCCGCCCCACAAACCCAUCGUCACAGACGUGUCCAAGAACAGCGUCUCUCUAACCUGGCAGCCCAACGUUCAUGAGGGCGGAGCCGCAGUCACGUCCUACAUCAUCGAGGCCUUCAGCCAAUCAGCAGGCAGCACAUGGCAGACGGUGGCAGACAUGGUGAAGAUGGAAACACACACAAUCACAGGCCUUCUUCCCAACACUGUGUACCUGUUCAUCGUCCGAGCGGUCAACGCGUACGGCCUGAGCGACCCCAGCCCCAUCUCUGAGCCGGUCAGGACUCAGGACGUCAGUCCCACGGGUCAGGGGGUGGACCACCGGCAGGUACAGAGGGAGCUGGGAGAGGUGGCUGUCCAGCUUCAAGACCCCGUCAUGCUCACAACAACGUCUAUUCGAGUGUCCUGGACAGUGGACCGGCAGUCUCCGUACGUCCAGGGCUACCGGCUGUUUUACCGGCCCAGCGGGGGAACCUGGCUGCUCCAGGACAUCAACUCGCCCUCCGAGCGCAGCACCGUCCUCACCGGCCUGCUGAAAGGAACCGAGUACGAGAUUAAGAUCCGUCCGUACUUCGACGAGUUCCAGGGCAAAGACAGUCGAACUCUGCUGAUCCGGACCCGAGAAGAAGUCCCCAGUGCCCCGCCCAGAGGAGUUACAGUGGCCACAGUGAAGCUGAGCAACAGCUCCAGCAUCAGCGUCACCUGGGAGCCUCCACCCAACGACAUGCGGAACGGCCUCAUCCAGGAGUACCGGGUCUGGUGCGUGGGCAGCGGCGGCGAUAACCAGACGCGCUACUACAUCAACCGGACGGUGGACGGCACCACGCUGAGCACCACGCUGAAAGGCCUCGUCCCCGGCGUGCUGUACCAGGUGGAGGUGGCGGCGGUGACCAGCGCCGGCGUCGGCACUCACAGUCAGCCGCUGCCUGUUCUCAUCAAGCUGCCAGUGGAACAGCCAACGGCGUCAGGAGGCGGAGGCCCCAGUGACAGCAGCGAGGACGGCAGCGUCAGCCUGGCAGAGCAGAUCACUGACGUGGUCAAGCAGCCGGCCUUCAUCGCGGGUAUCGGCGGCGCCUGCUGGGUCAUCCUCAUGGGCUUCAGCCUGUGGAUCUACUGCCGCCGCAAGAAGAGGAAGGAGCUGAGCCACUACACGGCUUCCUUCGCCUACACACCAGCAGUUGGUUUCCCUCAUGCUGAGGGAUCAGGACUCACUGGAAGGCCUGGUGUGCUGGGGGGCAACAUGGGCAACUACCCAUGGCUGGCCGACUCUUGGCCCACCACCAACCUGGUCCACAGCGGCAAGGAGGCCGUCAGCUGCUGCACCACCAAUCAUAACACAGCAGAGAGAUAUUAUAACGAAGCUGGCAUCUCAAACUACCUGAAUCAGACAGAGAAGUACAGCAUGGGAGGCUCCACAGAAGGUCCCAUCUACAGCACUAUCGAUGCCACCAGUGAGGACCUGCACAGCUUCACCUACGGCCAGACGGUCUCCACAACCCCAUACGCCACCACCUCCAUCACGCCCUUUCCCAGUCAGCCACAGGGAGCGGCUUUCAGCGGCGAGCAGCAGGACGAAGCACACUGGAUCACCCAGCCAGGCCCGUCAGGAGCGCAGUAUGCCCAGCCGGACCGCUGCAGCGGGAAGCCCAAGCAGAAGGCGAUGGGGAAGGCUGUGAAGACCCCGUCUCUGACCUGGCUCGAGGCCUUGCCCCUACCUCCACCAAUAGGAGAGCUGGACCAGAGCGAGCCAGACCGCCAGCUCCCGCAGCAUGACGACAUGGACAUAGGCUCUGAUGAGGAAUGGUGUCCGCCCCUUCCGGAGAGGACUUACCUGAUGGAAGGCUGUGAAGACGGGCCUUGCAGCCCUCAAAGGAACAUCAUAUUGUCGCCUGCCACCUCCUAUAGCCAUCAGUCAACGGCAACCCUCACCCCUUCACCCCAUGAGGACGCCAGAGGCCCCAGUGACCAGCAGCUGUCACGCAGAAGGCUACCCUGCGGUCCUGUGCCAGUUCCUCAGGCGCCCAGCCCAACACUGGUCCAGUCCAGCCCCAGCCUCUGUGGCCAACAGCAGGCCGGCUCUACAGAGGUCGGCUCGCUGCCGUUCCAAAGUCCUGCCCACUGCUGCCUCCACAGCCAGGGCUCAGCAGGGAAUGACAGCAGCGCCUCCACGCCUGUGCACAGCCGCUCCUCUCCAGCAGAGAGCUGCACUCCUCCCAGCCAAAAGGCCAGAGUGAAGAAAAAGGUGUCCAAGACCUCAGCGUACAGGAGAGACAUUCAAGGAGACCUCCCCCCCCCUCCGGAGCCCCCCCCAGAGGAGAAUAGGCUGCAGGGUUCCCAGGGGUGUGCAGAGAGCAACAGCACCCUGUCUUCCCUGGAGAGGAGCGACUACAGCAGCAACAGCCACCAGCGGAAAGGUUCAGGACAGAAACAUGCUGACAAUGAAGAGGCGGUGGCAUACGGCAGUAAGAGCGGCUACCUGUCCAGGAGUCAGAUGUCCAGUAACUGCUCGACCACAGGGAGCUCCUCCUCCAGGGGCUCCACCGGCUCCCGGGGGCCAAGCUCAGCCAGGAAACACAACGAGGUAGAAACCAGGAAAUGAGAUAAGGAGUCCAGUGAAUCUGUCAGUAUACCUGUGAUGCCUCCAUCAGCCCUCCCCAUCUUUUCACCAUUGACACAACAGACUAAAGACGAGGAGACGCUCUCAGUUUUCAACAAGCUACACUUAUUGCUGUGAAAGAACAAUAACUGACUUUUGGUAUUACUAUAAUUAUUUAUGACUUUGAGUUCAUGCUUCUUCCUUAUUUUGUAAAUACCUGUCUGUACUGAAUCUUUUGUGAGCUCUGGAUACAGGAAGAGAGACGUAUAUUGUAUUUAUGAUGAUCCAAAAAAAAAGUCAAAGGAUAAAAAAACGUUUGUUAUUAUGGACAGCGUCUUCUUGAAUGUGCCAACAUUUUGUCAAUAUGUAAACUUUUAGGGAACGCAUUAACUACUGUUGCACUCUUGUUGUGAUGGAAAAACAACAGAAAAUAAGAAGCACAAAGUGUGUUUGCUGGUUGAAGAGAGAGGUUGGAAAAGCCAAAAACAACUGGGAGGGAUGCCUGUGCCCUGAGCGCAUCCCUGUCGGGUCCCUGCAUCCUAGGUGUCCAUUACGAAUGUUAUCCUUCUCUAUGAUUCCUUUGGUUUUUCUGUGCUGGCUGACUGACAGGCUUUAUGAAAGUUUGAUUGUACCCCCUCUUGUUUGCCCCUAACCCAUCCAUCCAUCCCCCUUUUUACAUGUGAGAGACCGAUUGCUGCAGUACUGAAAAUACAUUUUCAUAUUCUCCUUCUAAAACAAAAAAGUGUCUGUGGGCUUACUUUUUGUACUCUUGUUGUUUUGUAAAUGUACAAUAAAAAUACAUUUGCUGAUCAA
Molecule: messenger RNA, 5749 nt
Organism: Fundulus heteroclitus (mummichog)
Lineage: Eukaryota; Metazoa; Chordata; Actinopteri; Cyprinodontiformes; Fundulidae
Gene: robo3
Product: roundabout, axon guidance receptor, homolog 3 (Drosophila)
Exons: 27
Coding region: 761-4939 (1392 amino acids)
Biological process (GO): axon guidance; cell-cell adhesion
Cellular component (GO): axon; plasma membrane
Molecular function (GO): protein binding
Source: RefSeq, a predicted model, not a curated record